AUUAUGAGUUUGUAAAUACAGAAAUCUAAUACAAUUCACAUCUACUCAAAUAAAAUAUACUGAUAGGAGAGAAUGGCUAGCAAAUCAUGGGCUUAGAUGCAGAAAUAACACAACAAUAAAUUAGCAAUUGAGAACAAUGAUGAAAAAAGUGAUUAUGAGUCUCCAAUUCAUAUUGACUCUCUGUUAAAAUAUUUAAGAUGCACUGAAUGAUU
This is a messenger RNA of Paramecium octaurelia, 212 nucleotides long. NCBI's taxonomy places the organism in Eukaryota, Ciliophora, Oligohymenophorea, Peniculida, Parameciidae. The record is from the annotation of a GenBank genome assembly.